GGGGCUGCUCAGGCUGACGCUGACGUCCGUCGUUCCAAACGCGGCGUUUCUUCUUCAACUCAAAGACCUCCCUGGACGCUCGAUUGUGAAACAUUCAGGACAGAAAAGUUGCCUCAGAUUUUGUAUUUUAAUCUUAGCUUCAUAACAUUUCAAAAUGAGAAAUCGGAUUCUUCUUAUAACAUCUGAGAAUAGCAGCAACCAAUCAUACUGCAGCAUUUUACUCUACUAUAUCAGUAAAUCUUGACAUUGCUAUUUUUGGAAACUGUUCCUAAAUUGACCUGAUUUCAAAUAAGCUGAGAUUUUCUUGAAUGAAGCUUUUCAACGCCAGAUCUUCUCCAGUCAGUGAGUGCCAAAAAAACAAAUCCGGUGCGUCAUCCGAGCCGUUCCAGGCUUCUCCUGCUGUCCAGAUUCAGACCAAAACCUGGUCUGGUUCCACCUCAGUCACUGAAACAUGAACAAAAAGGGAAACCUUCCAGCGCCGAACAUUUUCUUCUUCUGAAAUUCAUCUUUGAACCCUAAAAGCUGUUUUCUAAAUCAGCUGUUUUCCUGCAACAGUUUACAGGUGCAGAUUAGUUUGGACCUUAAUGGGCUAAACUUGGAAUAAUCCCACUUUAAGACCAGCAGGGUCAUCAUUUAAUCCCUAUAGGAGCAGACGGUGACGCCUGGCGCAGGUGUUUGCAGGUCCAGAGGGACUAAACGCGUCUCAGGAGGAGAAACGGCCUCACAGAUCAAAGACCGAGUCCAGAACCGACGUGCGACUCCGGAGAUCUUCUGAAGAAUGGAUUCCUUCAUGUCGCUGGGAUCCCCCCUGAAGCAGUUCACCAGCUGCAUGUCGGGGAAGAGCGCCUCCGCCAAGAGAGGAGCCGGUCGGAGCCAGUCGGUGCGCCGAAGCAGCUUCAGCCGCAGGAAGAGCGUCGGCAGGAGGAGGAGCCUCCCCAGCAGCAGCCAGAAAGUCCCGGACUCCUGGCUGCGCGUUUACCAGGAAGACCUGAAGAAAGAACGGAAACGUCAGCAGGCCGAUCUGGCCAAGAGGAACGCCGAGAGGAGCGUGAGGAAGACUCACUUCAGAAGCCACCACUGCCUCCCCAAGCACACGCCGUCUGCCAGGAAGCCGGCGGCCGCGAAGGACAAGUCCUUCUUCGGAGCCUUUCAGGGCCUCAGUCUGGACGGGCUGACAGGGGGAACCGGAGGUCCCGGCGCCAGUGGCUCUGCUGCAGGAGAUCCGUGCAAAGUCAUGUGACCUGGGGGUCGUCUGAGGACAAGAACUCCUGCUGCUGACGUUUCACAUCCAGUUUGAGUUGCCAAACCGUCCUGUUUCAGGGAUUUAGACGCUGCAGAUAUGUUUGUCUGACAGUCAUUGUAAACAUUCAAGCUUCACUUUGUUACGUUUGCUGAACUCUCGAGGACAUAAAGAAACUUUAAGAUGACGUUUUAUUCAAAUAAAAAAAAACAUUUUUCUUCA
This is a messenger RNA of Oryzias latipes (Japanese medaka), 1462 nucleotides long. RefSeq lists its product as uncharacterized. Lineage: Eukaryota; Metazoa; Chordata; Actinopteri; Beloniformes; Adrianichthyidae. The record is from RefSeq and is a predicted model, not a curated record.